AUGAAACGCGAGUUAGCUUUUCUAAUCGAGACUCAGACUCAGCUCAAUGAGCCUCUCGGUCGAACUCGGAGAUCUGCUUCUUCUCUUGUCGACAACGGUAAGGAAGGCUCCGACGAACCGGCCAGCCAUUCCGACGUUGCUGCUCCCCCGGCGGUUGUCAAUUCUAACACCCCCGUCAUUAGGGUUUACCAGCGAAGCAAGAAAUUGAAAACUGAAGCCGCCUUGUCCGCUGCCGCAGCUCCUGUUUUGGGAGAUUCCGGUGCCGUAAUUAAACGCGAUCAAGUGGAGGACAAAAUUGCUGGUACGCUCCCGGACCAGAGCCAGAGACAGCCAGAUGGGAAUUCGUUGAUUAAGGAGGAGUCGGAGACUGAACCUGCCUCAGCGAGCAAGAAUGAGCUGGUCGAGAUUGUGGUUACGCAAGAGGAAUCCUCAUCGGAUUCGGAAAGGAACAACAAGUCGAGGCGGUUCACGCGAUCAGCGUUGAAAACUACGGUGGUGGAUGUGGAGAUGAUUAAUGGGGAUUCCGAAGGGUUUAAGGACGCGUCGUUUGCGGAGUCCGAAGUGGACGACAAUGGCACUGUGGAAGUCCAAGGAAAAAUGGAAAUGAAAAUGUCAAAAAAGAUCGAAAUAGAAAUUGCAGGUAGGCCUUCCACCGUUAGGGAGCUACUCGAGACUGGUUUACUUGAAGGAUAUCCAGUUUUCUACAAUGGUGGUAACAAGGGUAUACCUUUGCGAGGAACAAUUAAAGAUGUUGGCAUUUUGUGUUCUUGUACUUUAUGCCAGAAUUCAAGGGUAGUUCCACCUUGUACAUUUGAAAUCCAUGCUUGUAAAUCGUAUAGACGCGCAACGCAGUACAUCUGUCUGGAGAAUGGCAAAAGCCUCUUAGAUGUGGUGAAGGAUUGUGGGAGAUCUUCUUUGAAGGAAAUUAAGAAAACAAUUCAAAGUAUAAUAGGUCCAUUGCCUCAAAAGGAAUCUAUAAUUUGCCGGAAUUGUGGGAGUUCAUUUCUAGCAACAUCUGCUGCAAAGGUGGAUGAACUUUGUGAUCCAUGCAUGAUUUCUAUAAAAUCAGUGGACAGUAUAAUGCACACGCCAUAUGAAAAAAUUAGUAAACCCAAAGAAGUAAAGAAGAGAGUCAAAGAAAGAAAAGCAAAUGGAUUCCGAAGGGCUUCCGAGCCGAUUUUGCGCUUUAAAGCUUCUGAAAGUGCUGUAGUGCAUUCUGCUCCUCCACGUGAUCCUCGAGGAAGGAAAAAGAAAAACUUGUCAAGCGAAACUACACCUGUGAAAUCCUCAAAAGGGUCUUUCACACCUACCUCAAAAGGGUCUUUCACACCUGUGAAACCUUCAAAAGGGUCUUUCACACCUGCCUCUCCGACGUCCAAGAGCCAGUGGAAGAUAACAAAAAAAGAUCAGAGGAUGCAUAAGCUAGUUUUUGAGGAAGGUGGCUUGCCUGAUGGAGCUGUGCUUACUUAUUACUCCCGUGGGCAGAAAUUGCUUACAGGUUACAAAAAAGGCUUGGGCAUUUUUUGUACUUGCUGCAAGAAUGAGGUCAGUCCUUCACUUUUUGAAGCACAUGCUGGUUGGGCCUCAAGGAGAAAACCAUAUGGAUACAUUUAUACAUCUAAUGGAGUCUCCCUUCACGAACUUGCAAUUACAUUAAUGAAAGGACGCAACUGUGCUGCUACAGACAAUGAUGAUUUAUGCACCAUCUGUGGUGAUGGUGGGAAGCUUGUACUUUGUGAUGGAUGCCCAAGGGCAUUUCAUAAAGCAUGUGCGUCACUAUCCGCUAUUCCCCGUGGUAAAUGGUACUGCAAAUAUUGCGAGAACAGGUUUCAGAGAGAAAAAUAUGUUGAACACAAUGCUAAUGCUGUAGCAGCUGGAAGAGUUCCUGGAGUUGAUCCCAUUGAACAGAUUACAAAUCGUUGCAUCCGCCUCGUCAAAAAUCCAGAAGAAGCUGAAGUUAUUGCAUGUGUGAUAUGCAGAGGUUAUGAUUUUAGCAAAACUGGUUUUGGGCCUCGUACAGUUAUACUAUGUGAUCAGUGUGAGAAGGAGUAUCAUGUUGGCUGCUUGAAGAAACAGAAAAUUGCUGAUCUGAAGGAAUUACCCAAAGGGAAAUGGUUCUGUUGUGGGGAUUGCAAGAGAAUCUAUUCUGCAUUGAGCAACUUGCUUAAUUCUGGAUUUGAGAAGCUCCCAGACUCCUGUUUGGAUGUCAUAAAGAAGAAGCACAUGCUAGAAGCUUCUGAAGGAGCAGGUGAAUUUGAUGUUAGUUGGAGACUACUUAGCGGCAAAAUCUCGUCGCGGGAAACUCGUACAUUCCUUUCUGAAGCUGUUGCAAUAUUCCAUGAUUCUUUUGAUCCAAUUGUUGAUGCAGUAACUGGCCGUGAUUUCAUUCCAUCUAUGGUUUAUGGAAGGAAUAUAAGGGGUCAAGAUUUUAGUGGAAUUUACUGCGCAAUAUUGACUGCCAACUCACAAGUUGUGUCAGCUGGGAUCCUCCGGGUAUUUGGACAGGAUAUGGCAGAAUUACCUUUAGUUGCAACUAGAAAAGGACAUCAAAACAAGGGAUACUUUCAACUACUUUUUUCCUGCUUGGAGAAAUUGUUGGCAUUCCUUAAAAUAAGAAGUUUGGUGCUCCCAGCUGCUGAAGAAGCUGAAUCGAUAUGGACAGAAAAGUUUGGGUUUAAAAGGAUGUCUCGGGAACAGCUUGCUAACCACAGAAAAACGUGUUGGCAAAUGAUAAACUUCGAAGGAACGUCUAUGCUGGAAAAAAUGGUUCCAAAAUGCCGAAUUCGAAAAGAUGUUGAAAAUGGGGCUGGUUCGAAUGUUUCCAUACUGUAA
This is a messenger RNA of Oldenlandia corymbosa var. corymbosa, 2832 nucleotides long. NCBI's taxonomy places the organism in Eukaryota, Viridiplantae, Streptophyta, Magnoliopsida, Gentianales, Rubiaceae. The record is from the annotation of a GenBank genome assembly.